CCAUGACGGCGCACGUCUCGGCGGCCGGGGAACUUCUCCAGUUUCUCGAUCAGGUAAGCUGCCAAAGUCAUAUCGAUGAGCAUGAAGAAGAAAUCGAACAGCUUCGACAUCUGAUCCAAUUGCAAGGCGACGAUGCAUUUGCAUGGCCUCUCCACAAACAUUUCACGGACGAAGGAUUAUUGGCGGGCCCAGAGCUCGAUCGAGGAGAGCAAGCUGUUUUGACUCGUAUUCAAAGUGCUUGCAAAGAAUUGGACUAUUAUGUCUGCUUGGCAAAUAUCGAAAGGAUCACGGAAGUCAACAAAGAGAUCACGUACUCGAGAUACUGGCUUGACUUCGAUUACGAUGAGAGGCCAGAGGAGACUUAUAAGUGUACAGCCAAAACCUUUGUUGAUUCGGAGAAAUUCAGUUUAUUUGGCUCGGUCAAAUUGCCUUUUGACAAUCUUCUGGACGAGGAUUAUUUCAGCAACGAGGAUCCUGACCAUACCAAAGCUGAUGAUGACCAUGAUGAGCGAUUCAAGUAUACUUUCAACCGGACAGUGAGUGUUCUGAAAUCAUUCUGGUUCCACACUUUCUUCAUGCUGACGCAAUAUGGGCCAUCAUUGUCGUUCCUUUGCCUAGGAUGUCUUUCUUCCUCCAACACUGGGAUAUUGAAAACCAUGCAAGCAUUCUACGACGAUUCAAUGAGCAAGCAGUCCUUGUUGUACGAUGUCGAUGAUAGCUUAGGUAAAGAAAUAUUGUCAGUGUGCAAGGCUAUGGUCGCAAAGUACAUUGAGGAGCCUCGUCAUGCUCUCGGAGGUGUUGAGAACGAAACUGUUUUGGUAGCAAGUAUUUGUCGCUUAAAUGAGGAGGAUUUGUUCGAAUCUAUUCUUCCAUUGGUCUUUUCUUACGACGAGAAUUAUGCAACUGCAAAACGCAUGAUCCUUCGCCAUGAUCAUGAUCGGCUCCACAAGAUGUUGAACAGAUGGCUAGGCAAUAUUGCCAGCGCGAACUCGCGCCUACACAAAAUCGAUCAGGUCGCUCUGUUAUUGGCGGAUCAGGAUUAG
Mollisia scopiformis is the source of this 1043-nucleotide messenger RNA. RefSeq lists its product as uncharacterized. The record is from RefSeq and is a predicted model, not a curated record. The annotation marks the transcript as partial. NCBI's taxonomy places the organism in Eukaryota, Fungi, Ascomycota, Leotiomycetes, Helotiales, Mollisiaceae. The transcript has 2 exons.